Molecule: messenger RNA, 856 nt
Organism: Anopheles merus
Lineage: Eukaryota; Metazoa; Arthropoda; Insecta; Diptera; Culicidae
Product: feline leukemia virus subgroup C receptor-related protein 2-like
Exons: 5
Coding region: 181-705 (174 amino acids)
Biological process (GO): heme export
Cellular component (GO): membrane
Molecular function (GO): heme transmembrane transporter activity; heme binding
Source: RefSeq, a predicted model, not a curated record
AAUCAAAACAAUCUUAUCAGCUCAUCUUCAUCCUUCGUCAGCUUCCCUAGACCACUUCACGGCUUAUUCAAUGCGUUCUCGACAUUGCUCAAUCAAAUCGUGCUAAAUUAUUUUCCUGAUAGUGCAACCGAUGCUGGAAGAAUAGGUUUAGCAUUAAUUGUAUUAGGAUUGAUCGGCUCGAUGGUUUUUGGUUAUUUACUUGACACAAGCCACAAGUAUAAAGCUACUGCUGUAUGGGUCUGUCGGCUCUCAGCAGUAACUUUAGUCAUAUUUGCACUGGCUUUGGAAAGUCGAUCCAAAAAAUUGUUGGCAGUAGCCUCCGUGUUUCUUGGCUUUUUCAUGACAGGGUUUCAACCAAUAGGAUAUGAGUUUGCAGCUGAGCUCACAUUUCCCGAACCUGAUGGGCCAGUAAUGGGUAUUUUAAAUAUUUCUACGCAGAUAUUUGGUAUAGUUAUAACAUUGAUGAUAUCCGGAAUACAAAAAAUUCUCGGAGAUCUUGUAGGAAAUAUAGUUUUCGCAGCAUUUCUCUUACUAGAUGGAAAUAUCAUCGCUCUGAUUCGAUCAGAUUUACGACGUUAUAAUACUCAUUUGGAAAUAGAAAGCGAGGCUGCGAGGGAAUUUGCUGAGGAUGCUAGUGUACGCUACGGUGAUAUCUCAAACUAUGAAGAUUCUCCCUUAAAACUGAAAAUAGAUGGCUGCAGUUGAUAGUAGAAUUUCUAGCUUUGUGUCCAAUAGUCAUCUUUAUCUAUACAGUCUGUUCCCAAGUUAGGUGGAUCUCGACAUACGCGUAUUUGGAUAUUGUGUCAUACCAGUACAAUUUGCUUCAAUAAUGUAAAGUAAAUUGCUUUUUGCAAAA